Molecule: messenger RNA, 1212 nt
Organism: [Torrubiella] hemipterigena
Lineage: Eukaryota; Fungi; Ascomycota; Sordariomycetes; Hypocreales; Clavicipitaceae
Source: the annotation of a GenBank genome assembly
AUGGCGGCUCCAAGCGCAGCAGCUACUGUGGGAAUACCAUCAUCCCGGCUUCCGGUUGUAGAGCCACCACGUAUACUUCCCAACAUCGCGGGUCAUCAGACGGGCAUUGGAAAGAAUGUCCCAUUGACUCAUCCGGUUCCCCAUUCAGGGCCAAGCUUGUCGAAUAGCCCCCCUAACCCGUCAGAUAUUCCCAAUCCAGAUCCAGAAGUGAUUGAUGACAGUACCAGGGAUAUCUCUGGUCCAGUUGAAGAGAAUGACAGGGCAGAAAACGGCCAAAUCACGUAUGAUGAAGACAAUAAUAGCAUCCAAGACGAUCACAAUGACACUGAGGACAAUGAUACUGAAGAGGAAAAUGAUAACAACGAAAACGAAGAAAAUGGUGAUGAGGAAGAGGAUGGAGAUGAGGGCGAUGAUAAAAGCGUCCAAGAGGGAUCAGAGAAGGGCAGCGUCAACAACGGAGAAGAUGAAGAACAACAGCAUCAAGAGGAUAAUGACGAGGAUGACGAAAAUUUAAGGGGCGAUACCGACGAUGGAGACAAUGACCAGGAAAAUGCCAACACCACUACAAACAAUGAGGAUAUUGAAGACGCUACAAACCCUGAAGGAGAGAAUGAGGAGGAAUCAGAAGCCCCAGAAAUGUCUAAUGGUGAAGAGACUGAACAAAAUGACAACGAGGAGGAGGGUGAGGUUGGAACAGAGGAUGGCCACAUGAACACUACUGAAAAUGUAGAUGAUGACGAGGAACAAGACCAAGGUGAUAGUGAGGAGGCGCAACCAACUUAUGAAAAUGUCCCCGAGAAUCCUGAAGAGGAGGUUGUACAGGAGGAGCAGAAUACCGAAGAGAAUCUCGAGGACGGGGAGCAAAAUGAACAGAACUACAACGAGAACGAUGGGGAUGGGGAGCAAGAAGCGCAAACUUAUGAAGAGGAUGUCAACCAGGUGGAAGAACAAGAGCAGAGUUAUGAAGAGCAUGUUCAAGAAAGGGAACAACAAGAGCAGAACUAUGAAGAAAAUAUUCAAGAAGGGGAACAACAAGAGCAGAGCUAUGAAGAGAACGUUCAAGAGGAACAAUACGUUCAAGAAGACGAGCCCCAGCAGUAUUAUGGAGGCGAGGGAUAUGAUCAGGGUGCGCAAGAGGUGGAAUAUGAAGAGAAUAAUGGUGAUCAGGGAGAAUGGCAGCAAGAGGAUGCUCAGGAAGAGAAUUAUGAGUAG